GCUCAAGUAAUCAUACGAUAAAGAGUAAGCUGAAGUUUGGAACAUUUUUAUCGUUGUUCCUGGUCUUUUUUAUCCGAAUGGCUAACUGCCACGUGGCUUUAUCAUCGCAAACUUUGUGACUUUUGGACUCAAAUUUGAUUCUCAUAGAUUUCACCCACAUUAGAAUAGAUAUGUAUUGCACGCUGUCAGAACAAAGAACCAACUCCAGAUUUCACGAAGACCUGGACAUUCUAAUGAUCGUCGUCAAUUUGCGAAGGAAAAAGCGACUUAUUGCCUAUUAGUUGAGCAUUUCAAAAGCAAAAAAGUGAUUGCGCCUGCAACAUUGUAGUUAAACUCAAGGAUAUCCCAGGAUAUUAGUAGUUGUUAUUUUGUUGCCAAACACCAUGGCAGAAUAUGACCUGGACAUUUUGACUAGUAAUGGUUUUAGUGAUAUGUUGUUUGGCCUGAAGAGUUACCAGCCGGAGGUGUAUAAGUACUCUCACCGCAGAUCUCCAGAACAGAUAAAACAAGAUGUUUUUCUUUCAAGACGUGUCCAACAUAUUAUUGCAGAGACAGCAAAAGAUAAGAGCCAGACAGUUGCUCAAGUACAAGAGGAAGCAAAGGCAAUCUUGGACGAGAUGGGUCAUAACUUCAGCCUGAAGACAAUUCGCUUUAUGGCAUAUCUGCUCAGGAAAAUACUAACAUCAUUAUUCCGCAAAGUAAUGGUGAAUAAAAGUGGCCUAGAAAAGUUAAAGGAAGCAUCUGUGCACAACCCUGUGGUCCUUGUACCAAGCCACCGUAGCUACAUGGACUUCCUUCUGGUGUCCUUUAUCUGUUUCUCUGUUGAUCUCCCUCUGCCUUUUAUUGCUGCUGCCCAAGAUUUUAUGAAUAUGAGAGUUGUUCGAAGACUUUUCCGUAAAAGUGGUGCUUUCUUCAUGCGCCGUUCGUUCAUGGCUGAUAAGCUUUACUGGGUGAUAUUCACUGAGUAUGUUCAGAAUCAGCUACAAAGAGGUGAACAGCCUCUUGAGUUUUUCCUAGAGGGGACCAGGAGUCGCACAGGCAAGUUCCUGCACCCCCGGCUAGGCCUCCUAUCGAUGGUUGUUGACCUUUAUGCCAAUGCGGGUGUGCCAAAUAUUUUACUUUGUCCAAUCAGCAUCUCCUAUGAGCGAGUGAUUGAAGAACCUCUGUUUGCUUAUGAGUUGCUGGGCAUACCCAAGCCAAGAGAAUCUCUCAGGGGCUUGAUAAAGAGCAGAUCAGUUCUUUAUGAAGAUUAUGGCAGUAUCUACGUCAACUUUGGUGACUUAAUUCCACUGAGCAGUUGUAUCGAAGGAAAGCUUGACAGGAUGUCUACCGCUUGUAUUCCAAGACAUCUACUGUUAUACCUGACUGAUGAGGAAAAGGAAGUUGUGCGACAGCUUGGCUAUGAGAUCACGGUCAGACUGCAGUCUCACAUGGUCGUUACUCCAUCUGUGACAGUCGCAGCCAUCAUGCUUCAGAACCAACAGGGAUUGCCACUAGAUGAGCUUGUGCGAAAGUAUGCGCGGCUACAGGAGUGCUUCAAAAGCUUAGAUGUCUCUCUAGCACCCAAUAACUACGGACAGUUUAAAGAUGCUGUGCUGGAAAGUAUCACUUUUCAAAAGAACUGCUUGGAAAUAGAUUUGAAUGGGCUUGUAAGAAUAAAAGACCCAGAGUCAAUCAGCGAGGCACCCCACAAAACCUCUGCUACAUCUCACGCUAUUCGAAAAAGAGACCAUGUGAUUAGCUCAGUUCAAGAUGUGAUGGAUGAGGCGGCCAUCCAGAUUCAGCUAGCGUACAAGAGAAAUACCCUUCUGCCGUACUUCUUUGGUAUCGGAAUGGUGACCCUCGCAGCUCAGCGACAAACCACUGAGUCCAAGGACCUAAGGGUGUUAUCUGACGAUUUUGACUUCCUCUCUGGGUUGUUAAUCAAGGAAGUUGCAGGACUUGCAGAAUCGCUUCACGAGGUGUUUGAGAAGACACUCGACACUAUGACAAACGUGGGAAUGAUAACAAUAAAUCGAGGAGAUAACGUGACAGAAACUAGCAUGACGCAGGCUAGCGUGACAUUGCUUAACCAUGCUAGCUUGGAGUUCGCCUCAGGCCUGUGGUUGCCAUUCUUAGUCGCGUACUGGAUAGCCUGUGAUCACCUAGUCAAGAACGCGGCAUCUGGUGUCGAACACACUAUUCAUGAGCUUGUUCAAGGCGCUCAGCAUCUUGCUGCCGAAUACGUGCUAUCAGGAAAUGUUAGAUUUUACGAAGUGUUGUCACUUGAGCUGUUGAAAAAUGCGACUAAGACGGUGAUGGACCUGAAUGACUUAAAAAAGAUUAAAAGACCCGGAAAAGACUCCCUGGUAACUGUCUCUGACCAAAGCACUCUGCUGAAGUUCCAUCAACGCAUUGGUGGGUUUCUUGGCAUCAAGUCUGAUGCUACAUCCAUAUCCUCUCAAGCAUCCAAGCUAUGAAUGUGCCAUCUUGCUUCCUCGCACUCAACGUAAUAUUUUAUUAAUCUCCCGCAAACUAUAGAGCUUGUGUUGGUUUAGUAGGUCUUAUCAAGACUAAUGUUUCUACUCGAUUUUUAGUUUAAUUCAAAGAUUAGAAUAUCUCUGCAAUGGAAAACAUUCCGACCAAUUAAAAAAUGAACAUAUAAGAAAAGACAUAAAAAGCAGAAAGUUUGGUUUCUUGAUUUUUGACAGCCUUUAAGAUUUAUAUAGGUUUACCUUGCUAGAAAAUGAAGAGCUUACGCGAAAUACAGUAAGAACUCACCCAAACAAAUCAAGUUGAGACAUUGUAUACGAAUUCCUUUAUAUGAGGGAUUUUAAAUUUUUUGUCCUUUAUAUGCGAGUAUCGUUUAGACUAAUACGUGCAUUAUUAUCGGUCAGUCGUUGCAAUGUCAAAAUAUUUGAAUUGCUUUGUUCCUAAAGAAUAGCUUUCAGGACACUUUGAGAUAAAAAGUGUUUUUCAUAAACCUGUGCAACAUAAGGGCAAUAGUCAUAGAGUGUAAUAGUCAAGACAGCACAAAAGAGAACAGAGACGUUAGUAUUUGUGCUAGAUAGGCUAGGGUGUAUUCCACGGAUUUAUGGAAAGCAUUCUAAUUUAAAUAAAAUAAUAUUUAGAGUUUUAUGCUCUAAAAUUAUAGGUAUAGUAUUAGUAAUUAUAAUAAUAAUAACAACAGAAUAAGUCUGGAGAGAUAUUCUCACACAAUGUCAUUCCCACAGCGACUAUAUGGCUGUGUAGUUCUGUGAAUAAAAAGUGCUAUCUA
Messenger RNA from Nematostella vectensis (starlet sea anemone), 3256 nucleotides. RefSeq names its product dihydroxyacetone phosphate acyltransferase. The record is from RefSeq and is a predicted model, not a curated record. Gene Ontology annotation, molecular function: glycerone-phosphate O-acyltransferase activity. Lineage: Eukaryota; Metazoa; Cnidaria; Anthozoa; Actiniaria; Edwardsiidae. Gene Ontology annotation, biological process: ether lipid biosynthetic process. The coding region runs from base 384 to 2459 and encodes 691 amino acids. Gene Ontology annotation, cellular component: mitochondrial membrane; peroxisomal membrane. The transcript has 15 exons.